UGACACACAGUCAGAGCAGAGCAGAGCAGAGAGAGGCUCUCUCCAGAUCGGUGCCAGACGCACGGAGGACUUUUGUUUUUGCGCGACUUGUUCAACGUUUGAGAAGUUUUUUUUAAAUAACUAUAUUAAGAGUUGUUUGUUACUUACUCUGGUGUCAAGUGUGGCCUAUUUAAAUUGUGUUUCUUUUUGACGCUUAUUUGGAAUAUUAUCGGGAUUUAAAGUUGGAUACUGUCACUACGCGCAGAAGUCAUCCAGGAAAAGUUUCCCAGGGAUUGUUUCAUUUCGACCGAGGAGCGCGCAGCAGCUGCUCGCAGCGCUUCAGGAGAGAGAGAGAGAAAGAGAGAGAGAGAGAGACUUGUCAGUGCGACUUCGUCCGGGCUGAUUUCAAUUGUACUGAGCGGUCCCAGAAAUGGUGGGGCACCUACAUUUACAAGCGAUGGAUGAUAGUCUAAAAGGAAAGAACCGAGAAGGGCUACUCGACAGUCCGGAUUCGGGUCUGCCACCCAGUCCCAGUCCGCCCUUCUGCUCCCUCUCUCCGGGUCUGAUCGAGUCGCGCUCCGGCAGCUGCACGACGCCCGUCGAAAGCCAUCAUGGAUUUUAUAAAAAGGAAAACAGAGAAGGCAAACUGCUGCCCUACCUGCUGCUGAACUCCACAGGGACGGACCCAAAGACUCGCAUGCACCCUGUGUUCUUUGGAGAAAGCAUCGAGGUCAACCCCAAACCAGAACAGGAGAUCAAGUGCAACUCAGAGGUCAAGUACGACUCCGACAAGCAUUACCGGGACCAGGUCUACUGCGCCCCUGUUCCAACUGCAACCUCCUUCAGUGAGACAGUGGUGGCUGUGCGAGACUGCACCUGGAGGAGCUACAAGUCCCAGGUGUACCUGGAGCCACGGCAGAAGCCCAUCAGCUACCGGAGCACCACCAUCAUCUACCCGAAACACGCAAAGAACACUUACCGCACUACGCUCAACUACAAUGCUACUGGGUCACGCCGCUGGUUUGUGUCCACGGUGCAGCUGGAGUCAAGCGAGGAUACGAGUCCCUGUAUCAUCUACACAGAGGACCUGUAGAGCCCAGACUAGAGAGAGGACGUCCUGGUCUUCUUGUUUUUUAUUUGGAGGACGAGAAACUUUGAAGGCCCGAUUUGAAAGGGAAAUACUUUAAGUAACAUCUGGAUUCUCUACUCUGUUCAAUAUGGAGGAAACUCUAGUAACCCUUUAGUGAUUCUUCACCUGAGUGUAGACUCUCUUCUGAUGCAGUCUUUAAAAAGGGGAGGGGGUCCUUUGGCUGUUUCAACAGUUAAUGUCUUAUUUAAUACAAGAGUUGACAAAUUGGUGGCCUUUGCUCUCCUUCCGGUUGGAGUGAGGGCAGAAACAGAUGUGUUUUUAUAUAGAGGAAAGUCAUGAUGGUAUAUGUCGUGGAUUUAAGAUGAGUCACACCAAUGCAAAGCUUUCUAAUGUGGCUUUAUUGCACUUGUUUUCUGAAUAUCAGCAGUCCUCUCAGUGGACUCGACAUUGCAGGAGGUUAUUUCAGUGCUGCAUAUGAAAAGUUGGACCAAAGAUAGUUUGAACAGUAUUGUUUUUGGAUCACCUCGACAUACCGAGACACAAGACUUUGAUCAAGCAUUUGACCGAGAUAAAAUGCAUUUUUCAAUUUUUCCACAGGCAGAAUAGUCUCCAGGGUAAGGACUGGUGUUUAAUCAAAAGGACGAAAGCACAAUAAAAGGGACAUUUUUCUAUCCUCUAAAACUUGGUUUCAAAUCUUAAAGGUUCAAUGUGUUAAAAUGAGAUCUAUUUUGCGAGGUGAGUCAUUAUCUUUAUAAGUAAGUUUUCAUUUGUGUAUAAUCACUUAAAAAUAGUUUUAAGAAAUGUUUGCAAUAUUGUUCAAAGAAGCCAUAAAUGGACAAACCAAACUCUGACUUUGGAGAUGGCCUUUAAAUUGUACAAUUGUUUAAGUCACAAUCUCCCAGCUAUUAGUGUCUCUCUCUAUUGAAUAUUAAACUGGGUAAGAUAAACUUAUCUUCUAUUGAACACUUUGAUUAAGAGACUGUCAGAUUUAAGGCUGUUUUUGUUCAAAGGUCUUUAGGAGGUGCAGAAGGGUUGAAUAGCAACAAUCAAGAAGUUUGGGUAUUAAAAAAACUAUCCUUGUUAUUUAUUAAGAGUUAAGACAUUCAUUUAAUCUGUUUAGUUGGGGCUUUGGUGGGACUUCAUCCUCUGUAGUUAGAGGAUGUUGAUUGGGGCCUUUAAUGAUGACAAUCAUUAUUUUGUUUUUCAGUCAGAUGAUGGAGCUGUUCACAAAAAAACCUGAAAUUGAGGGAACCAUCAGGGAAAAGUUUUUUUACUUUUAAAUACUUCUUUGUUGAACACUAAAACAUUAAUUAUUUUAACUGCAAUUGUUCCUGGAUGGUUUAGUUCUACAAGUAUUUGAUGACAAUCUUUUUCAACUUCAAAUGAUGUAAAAGCUGUUCUGGAUUAAGUCUGCACCAGCUGUAUGUGAAGUCAAGUUCUCUUUGAUGUAAUUUUGUUCCUCUAAGACUGUGAUGAAGACAUUUGAGAAUUUAAAGGUAGACACAUGAGAUUAAAUGCAGAUACAAAGUGUCUUAAAACUGUUGAGGUAGAAAAAAAAAUGUGUGGAUUAAAAAAGUUUGUGUCAAAAAAGUCAGACAGUAAACAAACAGUUGAAGUGACAAAAACAGAUGAGGUGGCAAAAAACAAUUAAGGGUGCAAAGAAACAGUUCAAGUGACAAGUUUAGUGAUGUAGUCACAUCACACUAAAGUGUGUGCAAGAUUAGGAUAAGUCGAUAGUUUCAGACUAUGAAGAUAAAUGAUGAUACACAAAACCUGAUACUGUUUUAGCCAUUAAAGAUAAAGUUUAUGCUAAGUCAUUUAGCAUAUCGAUUUCCCCCACAAAUAAGACUUUAAAGAGGCAGACAAUAUAUAAAACUGAAGUAUCUGUCCUUGUUAAUAUACUUGUUAAUAACCUAUACUUGCUUCAGUUAAUCUAUGUGCACGUUGAGAUGUUUGGGGUUUAAGCUAACCUAGCUAACAUCAUUUGGUCGUUUAGUCUUAGCAUUAACUUUGGUAAUUUAAGGCUUGUUGUGAAACGCUAUUAAAAAUCUUUAGUUUCAGGUUAUUGGCUUCAUACAUAUCAAAUAUUACCUCUAAUUUUUCACUCUAAGCUGCUCUUAACAUUUUGUACAUUAGCAAGCCAACGUUAGCUUUGUCAUUUGGUCUUGUCAGUGUAGCCAACACCAGGCAGUUAUUGGCAACAAAUACAAAUAUUUAAUUGAAACCAAUAUCUAUUAAACUCACACUGGUGGACCGUUUGGUUUGAACUUAGCUUGAAAUUACAAAUAGCUGGUGCAACUGAUUGUUUCGUGUUGUUUUCAGGUACCAACAGGUUGUCAUAUAAGGCAGUUUCUGAUUCAAUGAAUAAAUGACAUGUAAAAAGGGGAGCAGUGAAACCUGAGUUCCCUGCUGAAGAUGUAAAAUAGAUUUUAAUUGAGUGUUUCCAUGACUUUUUGUUGGGUCUUUCUUUUAUGCACUCACCAGACACUUAAUGAGCUACAACUGUACCAUUUAACAUUUGUGAUGGAGACAAUUUAAACUGAAAUACAAGCAAUGUAGAGAAAUAAUUCUAGGCAGAGCAACUCACAUCACAUUAAACUGUACAUUCGGACCUAAUGAAGUAGUUGGAGAUAUAUAGUUUGUAUUCAAAAAAUAAGAUAACUCAUCAUGGAAAAUAUUGAAACUUUGGAAUUUACCUCAAAUUGUCUUAGAUAUGAGUUUUAUUUCUUUACAAAUGUGUUUCCUGACUGUCCUUCGAGGUCUUGAGUUUGCGUUGGUGGUGUUGUUUUUCACGAUUUAAAUGCCCUGCGGUUCAGUGUAGGAGAGAUGUGGAUGGCAUAAAGCUGAGGUGAUGCAUCAGUACUGUGCGAUAAGGUGCUGUGUUUCAAAGAGGGGAACUGUAAGUGAAGAUAAACCAAGAGCAAGAUGAGAAAAGCAAUCUGCUCUUUCCGAAGACAAUUUGGAGAGGAUUAUUUUUUAGAAGGCUCUUUAUGAAAAAUGGUUACGUUCUGGGUGAGGUGACGGAGAAGGUGAUGUAGAGUUUUGUUAUGUGUUGGUGGUCUGUGAGAUGUCAGAGAGUGAUGGGAGAAAGUUGGUGGGUGUUUAAAACGUUGGUGGUUUUGUGAGAGAUACUUUUGUGUUUCCGAACACUUGAUUUUUGUAACUGUAAAAUAUUUUCCUCUUGUAUAUGUGGCAUCGAGGCACUUCAUAAUUCUCUUUAUAUUUUUGUACGUCAAUCAUUGCUCCUGUUCUGAUCCAAGGACAUAAUUUAAAAAGAUGUAUAUCCUUAUUGAAUAAAAAAAGAAUUCCCAAACCCUAA
This is a messenger RNA of Labrus mixtus (cuckoo wrasse), 4388 nucleotides long. It is a transcript of the gene rflna, whose product is annotated as refilin A. The transcript has 4 exons. The coding region runs from base 410 to 1072 and encodes 220 amino acids. Gene Ontology annotation, cellular component: actin filament bundle. Lineage: Eukaryota; Metazoa; Chordata; Actinopteri; Labriformes; Labridae. The record is from RefSeq and is a predicted model, not a curated record. Gene Ontology annotation, biological process: negative regulation of bone mineralization involved in bone maturation; actin filament bundle organization; negative regulation of chondrocyte development. Gene Ontology annotation, molecular function: filamin binding.